GAGUCGGGGAGGACGGUUGCUUGGUACUAGUAAGCGGAAGGUAUGGCGGUGGCGCGCGUCGAUACGGCUUUACCUCCCAGAGAAGGGUCAGUGGUCAAUUGGUCAGGGCAGGGACUACAGAAACUAAGUGCAAACUUACCCUGUGAAGUUGAUAUUCAUACUCUGAUUCUGGAUAAAAAUCAGAUUAUUAAAUUGGAAAAUCUUGAGAAAUGCAGACGAUUAAUACAGUUGUCAGUGGCUAAUAAUCGGCUGGUACGGAUGAUGGGUGUUGCCAAACUUACACAACUCCGAGUGUUAAAUUUGCCUCACAAUAGCAUUGGCUAUGUGGAAGGGUUAAAGGAGCUGGUACAUUUGGAAUGGCUGAAUUUGGCAGGAAAUAAUCUCAAGGCAAUGGAACAAAUCAAUAGCUGUACAGCUCUUCAGCACCUUGAUUUGUCAGAUAAUAAUAUAUCCCAGAUAGGUGAUCUAUCUAAAUUAGUAUCACUGAAGACCCUCCUUUUACAUGGAAACAUCAUCACCUCUCUUAGAAUGGCACCUGCAUAUCUACCCAGAUGUCUUGCAAUACUUUCUUUGGCAGAAAAUGAAAUCCGCGACUUAAAUGAGAUAUCUUUUUUGGCAUCCUUAACUGAACUGGAACAAUUGUCGAUCAUGAACAAUCCUUGUGUGAUGGCAACGCCUUCCAUUCCAGGGUUUGACUAUCGACCGUACAUUGUCAGCUGGUGCUUAAACCUCAGAGUUCUGGAUGGAUAUGUGAUUUCUCAAAAGGAAAGUUUGAAAGCUGAAUGGCUCUAUAGUCAAGGUAAGGGGAGAGCAUAUCGCCCUGGCCAGCAUGUUCAGCUUGUCCAGUAUCUGGCAACAGUCUGUCCUCUCACUUCUACACUGGGUCUUCAAACUGCAGAGGAUGCCAAACUGGAGAAGAUUCUGAGCAAACAGAGGUUUCACCAGAGGCAGUUAAUGAACCAAAGCCAGAAUGAAGAGCUGUCUUCUCUUGUUCCUACCGAAACAAGCGCACCCCUUUUACCUGAGCAUUCAAGCCCUAUUCAAGAUUGCCAAAUAGUCCAAGAAAAUGAACCUGUCGUUCAAGUCAAUUCUUGGGUUGGGAUAAGCAGUAAUGAUGAUCAGUUAUAUGCUGUUAAGAAUAACUUUACAGCCUCUGUGCACACUGCAAGAUAUUCUCGAAAUGACCUGCACUUGGAAGAUAUUCAAACAGAUGAGGACAAGUUAAACUGCAGUCUUCUUUCUUCAGAGUCUACUUUUAUGCCAGUUGCAUCAGGACUUUCUCCAGUUUCACCUACAGUUGAGCUGAGGUUACAAGGUAUUCACUUGGGUCUAGAAGAUGAUGGCGUUGUAGAUGAAUCUGUGAAAGGACUGCGAAACCAAGACAAGGAUAAGAAAGGGGAAAAAGCCUUCUGUGCUGCAAAUGAGAAUUCUGUUCAAGUGAUGAAAAAUGCAAUCACUACUGAGGUAAAUGAGAAAAAGGAACUGUUAUCAUGUCCUGAAUCAACAGUCACUAGUGCUGUCUUGAAAGAUGACACUCACACAUCUUUUCCUAAGUCAGUUGGACACAGCAUCUUCCAUACACAGGUAAACAGUGAAGAAAAUGUGUUACAAACAGCUUCAGCGAAACUUCCCUGCAGGGUUUUAACCCAGAGAUCUGUUGCUAUGGGAGAAGAUAAAGUGGCCCUUCAGAAAUUAAAUGAAGCUGCCACCAAGCUUCAAGCCUGUUGGCGGGGCUUUUAUGCCAGGAACUACAACACUCAAAGCAAAGAUGUGCGUUAUGAAAUCCGUCUACGUAGAAUGCAAGAGCACAUCAUCUAUCUGACUGAUGAAAUUAGAAGGUUAAAAAAAGAAAGAGAUGAAGAACGGAUCCAAAAACUAGUACAAGAAGAGGCUGUCAAAUUCCUCUGGAACCAGGUAAGAUCUCUACAAGCUUGGCAGCAGACAGUGGAUCAGCAUCUAAGUUCUUGGCACACUGAUAUUCCUCCUAUAUCAAGUACUCUGGGGCCAUCUAAACUUCCAUUGUUUACCCAAAGUCAGGAACCUUCUUCUAAUCAAAAUUCUGAUUGGUUCAUUGCUCCUGAUGAAGUUCCUCAAGAGAAAUCCUUACCUGAAUUUCCAGACUCUGGUUUUCAUUCCUCCCUAACAGAACAAGUUCAUCGUUUGCAGGAAUUUUUGGAUUUUGAAAAAAGUUCUACAGAAGGCAGUGAAAGUUCCAUAAUGGGGAAUUCCAUUGACACAGUCAGAUAUGGCAAAGAGUCAGAUUUAGGGGAUGUUAGUGAAGAACAUGAUGAAUGGAGUAAGGAAAACUCAAACAAUGAGCAGGAAAAUAGUCUGCUUGAACAGUAUUUAACUUCAGUUCAACAGCUAGAAGAUGCUGAUGAGAGGACAAAUUUUGAUGAAGGGACAGGAGAUAAUAAACUUUGCAUAGCUCAUUCCCCUGAAAAGUUAGAUGCCUUGUCUGAUAAUGCUUCUGUAGAUGAUGCUCAUGGCCUCUCUCCUUCUUUGCAAGCUGAUAUCAGCCAGACAUCAGAGAACUGUGAAUUAAAUGCAGACGUUCAAGAGCAGCAGCCAGAAUGUGAUUCUACAUUUCAGGUAUUACAUGUUGGUAUUACUGUGUAGCGUGUCUGGUUACUUGGGAAGCAGAAGUCCACUUAAUUUUUUCUUAAUAUUUUUAGUUGCUUUCUGAAGGGGAAUAUCCUCCCAAUUUUAUUACUAUUUAUAUAGAAUUUGUAUUCUUAUCUCAUAUUUUCUGUAUUCCAGAUACAGAGCUGCAUCUUUAUUUUUAUUUUGUUGCCUUUUGCUUAGCUGUAAUGCAUCAGAUAGUUGAACUGAAAGAUGUAUGCACUUUAUUUCUUAAUAACUGUAAUGCAUUAACAGUAUUCCUUUUUCUUUUGAAGUAAAUUCCUUUCAGAAAUAAACUAGAAUAUUUUAAAGAAGAUAGAAGUUCUACCUUAAAAUAAGUACUUCUUCUGUGAGGAAAAUUCUGUGAGGAAAUUAAUUUUGUAGUAAGGAAUACAGUUUCUUAAAUAUAAAGGGCAAAUAUGAGAAUUAUGAACUAUUAAAAUUUGCCAGCUUUCUUGGAGUAAAAACAUAAUUUUUAAGCAGACUAUUUUUCAUCCCUUAUGACUGAAGGAAAGCCUUGUUAUUAUAGCAAAUAAGGGGAAAGGUAAGAUUAUAGACUUUUUCAGUGAGGAUAAUUGAAUUGUCUCAUGUACAACUCUAGUUAAUAUCAUGUAUCAGCUCUAACAUAUGAAGCAGUGUUACUUCAGGUUCAAAUCAAGGUUAUUUAAAGAGCCAACCCAAGAAUUUUCUCUUAGGUCAGAAAAGAGCAGAGGCUAGGUUCCAUUCACUUGGAGUAAUGACAUGACAAGCAUAUUUUUUCUCUUUCAUUUAGUAAUUUUUUACCCUCUAAGUAAACAUUUAUGUGCUAGUAAAUGCCAGAAAUUAAUAGAUACUCAUCUUUGUUCCUGCUUUAUAUUUGCUCAUGUACUUUAGUAGAAGUCAUUUUCCAUUUACUUCACUUUUGACCUCUGCCUCAUGGUGAAGAACAUUUAAAAUAACACUAAUGAUAUAAUAUGAGGGGCUUAUUAAAAAAGAACUAUUUUCUGUCUGAAUCUCUGAAAAAAGUGCCACAUUUGAAAAACAAGUUAAUAAUAGUGGUUAAGAAAGUAAACCUCAUUUUAUUUGUUUAAAAGAACAUGUAUCUGUAACUUCAGGAAGACAUGAUAAUGUGUUUCAGUGAUACAGAUGGGUACAUUUGCAAAUGAAGGAUGAAAAUUUUUCCAAGUUUGGUUUUUAGUCUUUGAGGAUAUUCUAGUCUGAUUUCCCCAUCUAUGGACUUAUAACUGUUUAAAACUAUGGCAAUACUUAAGUGUUCUCAAAAUUUAGGUGCUAAAUAUAUACUCAUUAUUUUGUUACAGUCAGAAGCUUCUCCUGUUUGAAGUUAUAUAAAAUAAAACCUUCCGAUCCUUCAAGAAUAAAGUCAGGGAUCCCAUGUUAUACUCUGUUGUUAGUCAAAAACUAUUGCUCCAGUAUAGGUAAGAUGUAUUUUUCAAGGCUUAUAAAUUUUAUCACUCAGGUUGAAAAGUCAUGGAUUUUAUUCUCAGAAAUCCAGAAUCUCUUAGAAAGAAAUAUUUUCUGUUUCUUAUAAACAAAACAGCAAUCUUACACUCAAGAGGAUUUUCCCUAGUGAAGCACGUGUAACAUUGAAUGCAUGUUAAACUACAAACAGAAUUUUUUACUUUUUGAACAAUGCUUUUAUGAAUGAUUUUGAAUUUCUCUUAAAUAUACCUUAUUUUUCUAUGUUACAGGUAAGUGCCUCAUUUGCUUCCCAUAGAAAGAAUAGCUUGCACUGCACUACUACCAAAGUAGCUACUUCCUGGUACAUUGGUUUCUUAUAAAAGCUCCAAGUGUCAUGGCUCUGUAUUACCUACACAGGUGUCUGCUGAUACCUUUCUCCUUCUUUUAAAAAAUGUGACAAAACACAACUAAGUGAUUAUUUUAAAAGAAUUUCUUUUAAAGUUGAUAUAUCUACUAUUCAUUUAUAAUACUCUGAAUUUCAGGAGUGUAGCUUCACGCCUUGGCAGCCAUACCCACCAUCAAAGUUCUAAUUAUCCUUCACCAGUGUCCAGUUGGCCCUCACUAUCCAUCCCCUCCAACUACCCCUUACACCUUUCCCCUCAUAAAACAUCAUUUUGGUAUUAGUCUAAGGGCUUGUUUCCUUUUUUUGUUUUGUUUGUUAGUUUCCUUUGAUAACUACAUUAUUUUGAACAUUAGUAUUUGUCAGCAAGAGUUCCCUUUUUGCUUUUGCUUUGUUUUUCUAGCCAAUAAAUAUUUAGCAUCUUUUAUUUAAAAACCAGAAUAUAAUAAUGACUAAUAUUCUGUUAUUCAUUCUAUGUAACUUUUAUUAGUGUUUUGAAGUGCAAGAAUACUAAACAGUCCCCUACCUUAACUGUACAGAUUAUUUGAAUGUAGAUAGAAUGAAAAUAAUGUAAACUAGAAUAUAGGAAACUUGGAUAGACUUAAUAUAUUUUAAUAGGUCUUCAAUGUAAUUUAAAAACAACUUAAGUCAUUAAGAUACUUGGUUCUAACUCUGGGCUACUUAUUGGUCUGGUUAAAGAGGAAAUGAAUGAGCUUAAUAAAAGUUUGGGGAGUUGUGCUUAAACAAUCUUUGUAACAGAAAGGUUCAAUUCAACUUGCUACUUUAGUUCACAUAUGCUUGAUUUAUGGAAAAAUCAAUAUAUUAAUCCUGCAGAAGCACAGAAUUAUAUCAUGUGAGAAUUGAAAGGAUAAUUAAAUCAUCUGUUUUAAUAUCUAUCUUAAAAAUGAAACUCUUUAUGUCCUAAGAAAUUAAAUGAUUUAUCUGAUCUUACUGAUAGUAGUAAAUAAACCAUGAAACUUAGUUAUUAUAGUCCAAUUUUUUUACAUACUGUUUAUUAAUCUUUAGAGUUAGUGAGCCAGUAAGGAAGUUACAUAUUUUCCAUUCUCUUUGAAAGAGAAAAAUGUUCUAAGAGAGUUAGAAUUCUAUACCUCGAGGUAACAUUGAUUGGAGAAAAUAAUUUAUUCUAAACCCUGAAUGAAAUUUCCAAGAAAUAUGAUUUGUUGUAAAAAGAGUAGAAAUUAAAAAUUUUUAAAAGUA
Condylura cristata (star-nosed mole) is the source of this 5638-nucleotide messenger RNA. RefSeq names its product centrosomal protein 97kDa (gene CEP97). Lineage: Eukaryota; Metazoa; Chordata; Mammalia; Eulipotyphla; Talpidae. The transcript is spliced from 11 exons. Gene Ontology annotation, molecular function: protein binding. The record is from RefSeq and is a predicted model, not a curated record. Bases 43 to 2619 code for a protein of 858 amino acids.